ACGCAACUAGGUUUUGAGAGAAGACUGGUGGGUGGUACUCUAAAGGGAGAGCUUGGUCAGAGUGGAGAUCUUGUCCUACGCAGUUAAUUAAACAUCUGUUUUUUCUCUCCGUUCUCUCCAUGAUGCAUUUUUAUGGAGCUUUGAUCCUGUUGGUGACUGUGUCUGCAGCAUGUGGAUUGAGAUGCUACGCAUGUGUUGGCGAACACUGCACCGACACGAUGACUUGUCCCGCCAACUUUGACCGUUGUGCCACCAUCAAUGUGAACGGUCUCUUCACCAAGAGCUGCAUGAGCAGUAUUGUAUGUAUUGACCCCAUUAAGUGCUGUAGCACGGACUUGUGUAACAGCGCCAUCCCCACUGGUCCCAGUGUCCUCCUCCUGCUGGUGUCCUCGGCCAUGAUCACACUCUCUCUGUUUUGGGAGAAGACUGGUGGGUGGUACUCUAAAGGGAGAGCUUGGUCAGAGUGGAGAUCUUGUCCUACGCAGUUAAUUAAACAUCUGUUUUUUCUCUCCGUUCUCUCCAUGAUGCAUUUUUAUGGAGCUUUGAUCCUGUUGGUGACUGUGUCUGCAGCAUGUGGAUUGAGAUGCUACUCAUGUGUUGGCGAACACUGCACUGACAAAGUGACUUGUCCCGCCAACUUUGACCGUUGUGCCUCCGUCAAUGUGAACGGUCUCUUCACCAAGAGCUGCAUGAGCAGUACUUUAUGUUUUGGCCCCAUGAAGUGCUGUAGCACGGACUUGUGUAACAGCGCCAUCCCCACUGGUCCCAGUGUCCUCCUCCUGCUGGUAUCCUCAGCCAUCAUCUCACUCUUUCUCUGAGGCAGCGGAGCAGCAACAGCUUAACAAUAUCUGUCUUCUUUCAUACCCAAUUUCAACAACUCAAGAAGAUUAAACUAAUUCUUAAUAUGUAAAAGCUGACUGCAGGUCCAUUUUUGUUCAAUAAAAACACAAUA
This is a messenger RNA of Anoplopoma fimbria (sablefish), 952 nucleotides long. RefSeq lists its product as uncharacterized. The coding region runs from base 120 to 818 and encodes 232 amino acids. The transcript is spliced from 6 exons. NCBI's taxonomy places the organism in Eukaryota, Metazoa, Chordata, Actinopteri, Perciformes, Anoplopomatidae. The record is from RefSeq and is a predicted model, not a curated record.